AAAAUCCGGGCAGGGAUGACCUCGCCGGGGGUUGGGACACACCAGGAAUGUCUCAACACCCCCGGGCAAUGCGGGAGAUGGGAUAAAAAGAGCUCCCGGCUCCCAAUUCCUCACACCGCAGCUCCUCCGGCUUCUCCUCUUCGCGAUCCGAGCAGUUCCUCCUCCUCCUCCUCGUUCUCCACGAUGUCUUUCUCCAGCCAGCUCAGCUCUCGCUGCUCCCUGCCCUGCCCCGUGUCCUGUCCCCAGCCCUACGCCAACGCCUGGAACCAGCCCUGUGUCACCUCCUGCGGCGACUCUCGGGCCGUGAUUUGCCCCCCGCCCGUGCUCAUCACCUUCCCGGGGCCCAUCCUCAGUACCUGUCCCCAGGAGAGCUGCGUGGAUUCCGCGCUGCCGCUGGGAACGGAGCGCCCCUUGGGUCUGCAGUGCUCCCCCGGGGGCUACGGGGGCUUUUUGKCCUCCUCGUCCUCCUCCGCGAAUUUCUGGAGCCAGCGCUACGGCGGCUGCGGGCCCUGUUAAAUUGGGGAUGAAUGGAUGGAGAAAUCGGGGCGGGGGGAUGGCAGAGGGAACUGAGAGGGGGACGCGGCUCCCUGGGGCUCGAGGGAUCCACGGGAGCUGCUCGGAAUCCGUGGAAACUGCACAUGGGAAAUGUUCAGGAUCCCUGGAAAUUGCUCAGAAUCCCUGGAAGCUCCUCACCACCUCUGGAAGUUCCUCACCAUCCCUGGAAUCUCCUCACCAUCCUCGAGAAUCUCCUCACCAUCACUGGAAGAUGCGCUGCCUCUCACCCUUUUCGCUUUAAAUAUCCGUUUUUCUCCAAAUUUGCCUUUUCCWGCCUCAAACCCCGAAUUCUUUGCUCACUCCGGGUCCGUCUCUCUCCAUCCGAGCACAGAAUUCCCGGGAAUUCGUCCGUGGAAGGGUUUGAUUGCUGUUUCAUUAAUUAUGUAGAUUAAUAAUUCGGAUCGGGUGCACCUCGUGUUCUUCCUGUUUGAAACCUCCGCUUUUAUCCCAAUAAAAUCCCGCGUUUGCAUCGA
This is a messenger RNA of Malurus melanocephalus (red-backed fairy wren), 1028 nucleotides long. RefSeq names its product scale keratin-like. Gene Ontology annotation, molecular function: structural constituent of cytoskeleton. Gene Ontology annotation, cellular component: intermediate filament. Bases 16 to 516 code for a protein of 166 amino acids. The record is from RefSeq and is a predicted model, not a curated record. The transcript is spliced from 2 exons. Lineage: Eukaryota; Metazoa; Chordata; Aves; Passeriformes; Maluridae.